Asparagus officinalis (garden asparagus) is the source of this 1443-nucleotide messenger RNA. RefSeq lists its product as uncharacterized. NCBI's taxonomy places the organism in Eukaryota, Viridiplantae, Streptophyta, Magnoliopsida, Asparagales, Asparagaceae. The transcript is spliced from 2 exons. The record is from RefSeq and is a predicted model, not a curated record. Bases 119 to 1354 code for a protein of 411 amino acids.
AGGGAGUUCUUGGGAGUGUGUUGUUCUCUGUGUGCAUGAUUUUUUGUCAUGGUAUCAGAGCAAAGUUCCGAUCUUGGUUUCUGACUGCUCUAUAUUUUGGUGGUAUUGUUUUUGAAAAAUGUCAGGUUCUGAGAAGGGAUCCAAACCAGAAGAACAAACCAACACUGCAACCUUAAUUGAGCAAAUGGCGAAGAUGAUGACUCAAAUGGCAGCUAUGCAAGCUGCUGCCAUGAGUAACCCUCAACCGGUGACACACAGCGUUGCCAUAACAGAGGGAGGUAGGCAUUCAAAGCCGAUUGAUGUGAAGAUGGAUGGCACAAACUACACCUACUGGUGUCAGGCCAUAGAGAUGUAUGUCAAAGGUCGUGAGAGGAUGAGACACCUGACGGGUACCCCGGCACCGCCUGGUAUGAAUGAUCCGGAGUUUAGCAAAUGGGAGGUCGAUGAUGUGAUUGUCAAGGGAUGGCUCAUAAACUCUCUAGAACCAAGGUUACAAAGCAAGUACAUCCGUCAUCCUACAGCAAGAGACGUUUGGAAAGCGUUAGAAACCACCUACUAUGACGGAAGUGAUGAGGUACAGGUUUUUUCACUCAACAGAAGGGUCACACGCCUCAAGCAAGAAGGGAAGAAUAUUGAAGAAUUUUACGAUGAGCUUCAAGCAUUAUGGCAAGAGAUUGAUUUUAGAUGCCCAAACCCCAUGGAUACCCCAAAUGAUAUUGAGAAGUUUAAUCUCUUUAUUCAAAAAGCGCGAGUAUAUACUUUCCUCGAUGGUCUUGAGGAUCGUUUUGAUGCAAUUCAGGCUCAAGUUCUUCAACUAAAACCAUUCACAACAAUAGAACAAGCCUUCGGUCAUGUGAGACAUGAAGCAACUCGACAAAGUGUGAUGAUGAAAGAAUACAACGAUGCCACAACAAACUCACUCGCCAUGGCAACAAAGGGGUACAGAUCAUAUGAGGUAAAUCCAAACUCAACUAAAAAAUUUGGGUUUACUGACAAGUCUAAGUUGAAAUGCUCAAACUGUGGUGGCACGAGACAUACGAGAGAAGGUUGUUUUGAGUUGAUCGGUUAUCCAGACUGGUGGAAAGAUCCAAGAAAAAAGAAACAAGGAGAUAACAGCCGAGGCCGAGCAAGCUUAGUAGUUUCCAGGGAACCUCAGCAAACAGGCGUCAAAGAGACAGACAACCUCUCUCAUGUUGACCGCAGGUGUGUAGCAGCCACUACUCAAGUCCGAAGGGAACAAACUGACCAUACUCAAGCUCCUGACACGGCGCAAACAUACUGUGCAACAGGUACUGAUCAAGGGGAGCAAGGCAAAGGAUAUACUCUCGGGAGAGACGAUUGGCCAUGGUACUAAACGGAAUGGACUGUAUUAUUUGGAAGAGUUGAAGACAGGGAGAGCUUGUCUUACCUCAGAAAUUGGAAAUGUUCAAAGAAAUAAAGUGC